This is a messenger RNA of Phycomyces blakesleeanus NRRL 1555(-), 451 nucleotides long. RefSeq lists its product as hypothetical. The record is from RefSeq and is a predicted model, not a curated record. Bases 36 to 296 code for a protein of 86 amino acids. Gene Ontology annotation, biological process: protein insertion into mitochondrial inner membrane. NCBI's taxonomy places the organism in Eukaryota, Fungi, Mucoromycota, Mucoromycetes, Mucorales, Phycomycetaceae. Gene Ontology annotation, cellular component: mitochondrial inner membrane. The transcript is spliced from 2 exons.
CACCAAAAUAAUAAUAUCUAUAUCUAUAUAAAAGCAUGUCAUUCUUUGGUGGAAAUUCUCAGCCUCAGCAGGCAAUCAACCCUCAAAAUAUGAUGAUGGCCGAACAAGAACUUGAGAUGGUGACUGAUCUGUUCAAUCGUAUCACCGAGUCGUGCUACUCCAAGUGCAUCGUUACAAAGUACGAACAAGGAGAAUUGAACCAGCCAGAGGGAGCAUGCAUUGAUACCUGUGUGGCCAAGUUCUUCCAGGUCAACAGCAUGGUUGGCGAGAAGAUGCAAAAGAUUGGACAAUCCUAGACGAUUUAUAUACAUGACUGACAAAAGACAACAAAAUUAGAUUUGAUUUUCUUUUUACUUUACUUUAUUAUAUUAUAUAUGUAUAUACUUCUUGUAUGUAUAUACUUCUUGUAUGUAAUUAAGCAUAUACUAUAUAAUAUUCUUUCUCUCUCUCU